ACCCUGACAGAAGAAACUCUUAAUUGAAAUAGGUUUGGGGAAACUUGAAGCUUCAACCUAUAAAUAAUUGUAGUGUUAGAUUUGAAGUGAAGAUCAUCAGUGAUGAGUCUCAUGAAUCCGAGAACAGAGAAACUGGUGAGAAGGCUAACGAUUGUGGCCACUGUUACUGCUUCCUAUUUUCUCCUAACAGCUGAUUACGGUCCUCAACCCAAUGCUCUCGACCCUAUCAAGAAGCAAAUACUUUCAGCACAGAGCAUGGUGAAAGGGUAUAUUUUGGGAUCAAAGAUAGAAUCUCAAGAAAACCAGCUGGGCAAAUUGGACAGCAACAAGGAUCAACCAUAAAUUUUUGGGUAGUCUUGUAUAGGAACAUCAUGCUGAGUCAGUUUUCUUUUAGCGGUUUGAACUGUAGUGUAAUAGAAUGACAUGAGGAUGAAUAAACGGUGGAUUCACUUGUCAGCACUAUCAAUGACAUGAAUAUGACCAUUACUCCAUAAUAA
Molecule: messenger RNA, 497 nt
Organism: Vigna angularis (adzuki bean)
Lineage: Eukaryota; Viridiplantae; Streptophyta; Magnoliopsida; Fabales; Fabaceae
Exons: 2
Coding region: 103-342 (79 amino acids)
Source: RefSeq, a predicted model, not a curated record